AUUCUGACUUUGUGACAACUGGUAUUAAGGGUUCUGUAAACGAACGAAAUAAGAAAUAUUAUUCAACAUUUAGGAUAUGAGAAUUUGUCAAUCGACAUAUUUUGUACGCUAGAUUGUCUUGUUAGGAAAGGAAUGUUCCUGCUUUUAUAAAUUAAUUGACGAAAAUUUCUACUAUUGUAAGUAUUUCUUUUACUUAAAUAAUACUUAAAACAUUUUAAAUUGACAAUCGGUUUUUUACUGCUAAAUCUGAUCAUCAGUUUUAAUAAAGUAUUCUGCAACCAAAGAGAGAGCAUUUAAUUUUAUUAGUUAUAUAUAACAUUUGAAUGACGCAGAUAGCGUACACUAUAAUAUAGGGCGAAAUAUGAAAAACUCGUAGGGCACCAUUAAAUGCAUAUUCUUAAUAAAUAAAACGGUUUUAGGUGUUAGUUAUCAAGAAUCAUGGCUGGAAGAGAAGAAGAAUUCUCCAUCAUAAGACCAAGUCUUAUUCGUCAAUUAAAGUCAAUUUUGGAUCAAUAUCCUGAUGAUGGUCAAAUAUUAAAAGAGUUGCUUCAGAAUGCAGAAGAUGCUGGUGCAACUACCAUUAAAUUCCUCUAUGAUGAAACGAAUUAUGACUCAUCGAAUCUAAAAGAAUUUCAACAUCCUGAUUUAUCGAAUUUUCAGGGACCCGCGCUUUAUGCUUUUAAUGAUGCAACGUUUACAAACAAAGAUUGGUUAGGAAUUCGUAUGCUGCAAGACAGCGUAAAAGAAAAAGAUCCACUUAAAGUUGGGCGUUUUGGUCUCGGCUUCAAAUCUGUAUUUCAUAUGACUGAUCUGCCGUCUGUUAUCAGUAAGAAUAAACUAGCAUACAUUGACCCCCACGAAAAAUAUUUUACUUUUGAUGGAGAGGCGACAACAGGAUAUUGUUGGAACAUUGACGAAAGGAAUAGAGAAAUGAAUCAAUAUCCCAGCCAAUUUAAACCAUUUAAAUCCAUAUUUGGAUGUAAUGAGGAGAAUUUCAAACGCGGAAAUUAUUCAGGAACACUUUUCAGAUUUCCUCUAAGGAAGAUUCCAUCAGCUCUAUCAAAAACUGUUUAUGGUUCUACGAAAAUCCUCAAUUUAUUUCAGAGUUUUAAACAAGAUGCGCAUUUGCUCUUAAUAUUUCUGAAAAAUAUAAAAAAGAUCGAAUUAUGCGUCAGGCAAAAUUCAACUAUAAGGACAAUAUUUCAAGUAAACUUGGAUGAAGAGACUUGGAAAUUUAAACAAGCUAUAAAACUGAAUUUGGUGCGAAAUAUUGAUUUUCUAAAAACGUAUAGGGGAACAAUUGAAACUAUAGAUUAUGAAAGCAACGCAAAGAAUAAACAAUCUUAUUUUAUUACUGAAAAAUUCUCUUCGAAAAUUCAAGACGAACAAUUGAAAGACUUAUUAAAAAAUGUUGGGCACAAAUAUAUACCGAUCGUUGGCACUGCAAUGCCUAUUGUAACUAGUGAGAGAGAUGUUACUGGACAAGUUUUUUGUUUUCUUCCCCUACCUUCCGAACAGAAAACUGUUAGUGGUCUACCCAUUCAUGUUAAUGGGCAUUUUGCCGUCAGUCAAAAUCGACGUCACCUAAAGUGGUCUAGUCAUCCAAAUCAAAAGCUAUUAAAAACAGAUGUAGAUCUGUUAUGGAAUAGAUAUUUACUUGGACAGAUGCUACCGCAAUGUUAUUGCACAAUGAUUUUAAAAGCAAUCGAAAGUAACAAAAUGGGUCAGUUAAAUGUCGAAGAUAUUUUAAGUUCCUUACCAGAUUUAAGAUUAGUUUUUGAUCAUUGGAAAAUUAUCUUACAACCUUUUUAUCAGACUUUAUUUAAAGAAUCAUUCCUCUUCUCUGAAGUCUUGAAUGGUAAAUGGUUGCACAUAAAAGAAGCUAUUUUCGAUUGUAUGAAAGACGAAAGCACGGUCGUGUUAGGUGUACGCAGACUUCUUCUUGAUUGUCAGGUUCCUGUGGUAAAAGCUCCAGAACAUAUAUUACAUGCUCUCAGUACAUUUUAUAACAAUGAUUUAUUUAUGAUAACUCCAGACUUGGUUAGAAGAGUUAUUUUGAAGCAAAAGAAUUUUGAACAAAAAUUUGAUUGUUCCUCAAAAUUAUUGGUACUCAAAUAUGUUGUUAAAGAUCAUGAUUAUAAUAGUUUGAUUAAUUUGCCUUUGUUACCGCUAAAAAAUGGCUCGUUUACUACUUUUCUUCCAAAAUCAAGCCAAAAUCAAUCCAUAUUUCUUAUGGAGAAAAACGAUCCUAGGAAAUUAUUUCUUGGCAUCGAUCAUUUGCUAGUUCGAGAUGAUAUUGACACGUCUCUCUACGAAGCGCUAAAAAGGAUAUGUAAAGAAGGAUCUCUACAGUUGACGGAUUGUAAGAAGAGUAAUCUCAGUUUUCUUAUUAAGCAAGUUUUAUUGGAAAAUAACUGCGUAUUUAGGCAAGAAAAGCAGGACAUUCUAACAUUAUACCAGUCUGUUUUAAAUGCUGAAUGGUUCGAAAACCUUUGGAAACAUUUAUGCCGUGAAUUUUCGACAGAUUUGUCCAAUUUCGAAAAACUUCCAAUUAUUCUUCUAGAGUCUGACGAUAAUUCAACGCGAUUACUAAAAUUAGAUGCUGGUCCUUUAACUCUGUUAAAAUCAGCUAUGGGUAUUACUUUGCCCGAAAAAGUAUUAUACUUCUUAGAAAAAUCAGGGCUUUGUAUUUUGGAGGGAAUUCCAAAUUUCGUAGCAUCUCAUCCUCUAAUGCUAGGCAAUUAUGUAAAACUACCAGUAUUCGAAGAUAUUAUGGAGGCUCUUUAUUCAUCUUCGCAAAGUUGUGAUAAAAAUUCCUGGAGAGAUAAUAUUAGGGAGAAUUGUACGUCUGAAGAGAGAGAGGCAUUUAGAGAGUGGAUAGUCUCGAAUCGAACUCAAAAAAUUCAAUCGAAACAUAUAGAACUUUUAAAAAAUAUGCCUCUUUUUGAAACAGUUGGGAAUAAACCUUUCGUUGUCACAGCAUGUGAAGUUUCAAAAGCCGCACCAGCUGAAAAACUUCCUAUUCAGAUGUUUUCACCUCAUAUCAACGUCGCAGACAAGAAUGCAUCCAUUUUGGCAAGAAUGUGUAAUGUUCAAGUUAUUCAAAUAACUGAUAUUUUAGUACAACUAGUUCUACCUGCGAUGAGUACUAAUACAUAUCAACCGGACGAGGUUGAAGCAUUCUUUCUGUAUAUUGUCCAAAAAUUUAACGAAUAUUCGAAAUCUAAAGAAUUUUGUGCUACUUUAGCAACAGUUCCAUGUGUCAAAACUGAUUCUCAAACGUUUCUUACUCCAUCAGAGGCGUUUGAUGAUUCAAGUGAAACGGUGAGGAGCAUUUUUGCUCUUCAAAAACUUUUUCCAAUAGGAUUGUAUGCAGAAGAUAAUUCUAGAAGUGUUCUGCGUAGAUUAGGAUUAAAAGGAGAAAAGAACAUUACGGCUGAGGAUCUUUUAGAAGCAAUAUACUGUGUAAACCAGCUUUUAAUUGAAGAUGAAAGUGUGAAGAAUAAAUCAAACUUGACAAAUAAUACUGUGAAUGAAGAUCUAGAAAAUAGUUGUACUAUGAAACAGGAUAUUUUAAAUAAAGCUAUUGCAAUUACCCUCUUUUUGGAAAGAAAUAUAAAAUUAUCUUCAAAUUCUUGCUUCAAAAGCAGCUUGUCUACUUUGAAAAAAUCGCGAUUUAUUCCAAUUUGUCAAUUGCCUCCAGACAAUUAUCCGAAAUCUCUGAAAUGGAAGGCUGAACAAGAUAAUUACCUAUCAAAACCAACAGAAGUUUAUGGAAGAAGAUGGAGCAGAAUUUGUGGAUCUGUCUCAAAUGUUACAAGUAAAAAUUUAUCAACUGAGUUAGAAGACAACUUGGGUAUUGAGAAGGAACCACCUCUUCAUGUGGUCAUAAAACACUUACAAAACAUCAAGAAUUGCUAUAUUUCCGAGGAAAAAGUUAACUAUUUGCCAUUGAUUAUCAACGUUUAUGAGUUUAUUUUUUCAAAACCCGUUGAAAAGCUAAGGAAAGCUUUAGAAGAUUUAAACUUUACUCAGUUUUUAUGGAGUGGUGAUGGAUUUUGUUCCGUAGAUUUGAUGGUUUUAGAAAAAUUUCAAGUUACUCUAGAACCUUUUUGUUUCUUUUGCCCAUCGGAGAUGUUGAAAUAUAUAAAAAUUCUUAAAGAAUUAGGGGUUGAAUCAAAAUGUUCGAUAAAAACUUUACUGAAAGUUCAACAUAGAAUGUCGAAUAAGAUGAAACAAUGUCAAGAUGGACAAUUUGAUUAUAAACAAAACUUACAAAUGACAAUUGAUAUACUAAACUAUAUGAAAGAUUUGGAGGAAGCUAAAGGUCAACUUCAAAAAUUUAUCCUUAUUCCCGUAAAUCAUCAACAGGGCUUUCAAUUUUUUCCUAUUGAAGAGACAAGCUACUGUGAUCUUGACUGGCUCAGACAAGGCUUUGAUAUGGCUAUUGACGAGGGUGAUGAUAUAAAAUUGGCUCACAAUUUACUGCCUGCAACAACUUGUGAGGCAUUAAAUGUUCCAACUUUAAUGAGUAGAAUGUUAGAUGCUGAGGAACUUUGCUUUACCGGAUUUGGGCAAUCUGAACCGUUAACAACCCGACUUAAAGCGCUUUUAGACGAUUAUACAGAUGGACUAGCUGUUCCAAAAGAGUUGAUUCAAAAUGCUGAUGAUGCUGGAGCAACAGUUGUAAAAUUUCUUUAUGACGAAAGAGAGAACGAAAGUUAUAGACAGUACUUGUUGGAUGAAAGAAUGAGUGAAUGCCAAGGACCAGCUUUUUGGUCUUACAAUAAUGCCAAGUUCAGUGAUAAUGAUUUCAAGGCAAUUACACAAUUGGGAGGGGCAACAAAGCUGGAGAGAACGGAUAAAGUUGGAAAGUUUGGAUUAGGAUUUAAUGCAGUCUACAAUCUAACUGAUGUUCCUAGCUGUGUCUCUAACGAUCAUCUUGUUAUUUUCGAUCCCCACUUGAAAUAUUUAAGAAAAGCAGUAAGAGACUGUACAAAACCUGGUAUUAAAAUAGCAAUAAAGAAUUCAAGAGCUCUCCUGAAAAAGCUUCCUCAUCAAUUUCAUACUUAUCAAGAUAUAUUUGGAUGUAAAAUAUGUUCGGAGAAAUCACAUAAAUUUUCAGGAACCUUGUUCCGUCUGCCUCUUAGAACAAAACUUCAGGCUGCUCAAUCGGAGAUAAGUUCAAAGUUUUAUGAUGAAAAUCAAAUGAGAGUGUUGUUAAAUUUGCUCAUCGAUCAUGCUCAAAGUUUACUCCUUUUUACACAAAGUGUAACAAAAAUAGAAUUACAUCAUUUAAAGAAAGAUGGAACUACUGAAGAUAUAUCUAAAAUAUUUGAAGUUUCAAAAUCAUGUAAAGUAAUUUUAGCUCCACCACCAGUUGAUUUCAAUUUUUCAGAUGAUCGAGAGUUGUUGCGAAAUGUUUCUUCCUUGCUCAAAAACUCAGCUGAUUUCUUAAAGAAUAAAAGACAAUCAAACUUGAAUAAUUUCCAAUGGUCUUAUAUUCUACAGAUGUCAUUUAAGAGUGGUUUGAUUUAUGAUGGAAAACAGGAUGAAAAUCCUAGCAUAACUGAUAAAGAAAAGGAAGUUGAAGUGAACAACUCGGAAGCUUCAGAAGAAAAUAAGACGAAUGAUGAUAGCACUAAUAAAACAUUAAAAACCAAUAACAAUGCAUUACUAUUAAAUACGAAGGCAUCAGCAGAUGAUUUUUGGCUAAUUAGAUGUGGUAUGGGUAUUGAAGAGAGUCUCACGCUAUCCUUGGAGAAUACACAAUACGGAUUUAAUUCUGCUUGCUCGGUUGCAAUUGCUCUCCAAAAAGUUGAAAGUAAUUUUGUUCCAAUCGCACUACAGAACUCUCAACUAUUUUGUUUUCUUCCACUUCCGAUACAUUCAAAACUUCCUGUUCAAAUUAAUGCACUCUUUUCUGUUCAAUCAAACAGACGAAGCUUAAAUUAUAAGACAAUCGAUGAUAAGGAAAAUAUUAAGGUGCUUUGGAAUGAACUGCUGCUUAAAGAUGCUGUCAAUAGAGUGUACAUGAAAGCUAUAGAGGAUGUACGACGUCUCCUACCUAGUGAGUUUUCAUUCGAACUAUAUUCUCUAUGGCCAAGUGAUGUACCGCAUCUUCCAAUGUAUUUGGAACCACUUAUCCAAGCAUUUUACAAUAACGUAGCCUGCUUAGAAAAAGUUCCACUUUUGGAAAAAAAUGGAAAGACUGUUUAUUUAAAUAAUUCGCUAUUUCUGGUAGACGAAUUGCAAAAGAGUGAAAUAAUUGAAACUGCUUGUACGUCUAUCAUUCAAACUGUCUUGAAGGAUUUUCACGUUGUUAAGCUAUCUGUGUUAUUAAUGAAAGCUUUAAGGAAAACAGGAAAGAAGUAUAUAAUUGAAGAGCGCUUGAUUACUAUUUCAAAAUUUUUUAAGGAGUAUUUUUUUGAGAAUCUUGGCAUUCUAGAGGAAGAAGAUAUUUAUACAAUGAUAUGCUUUGCACUUCGUUUGAAUGAUGGAGAAAUCAAUGCCUUAAUAUCAGCCUUUGCAUGUAUACCUGCUGGUCCUAAUAAGAUUUUAAAGAAACCUUGCGAAUUAAUUAAUCCGACCCAAGAGUUGGCGAAGUUGUAUGAUGAAAGUGAUAAUAGAUUUCCCAACGGAAAAGAACUGAACGAAGCAUAUUCCUUAGGACUCCUUCAGAAACUAGGCAUGCGAUCGAAUGAUAUUUCUUGGGAGGAGACUAUAGAUCGACUGAAAACUGUAGAGAGAAUAGAAAAUGAGCAACAUCGGAUGGACAGAAUUUCCUCAAUAAUAUCUUUCCUUGAAAUGAAACUUAGAAGAACGUACAAUCCGAACAAUGAUGUUGGUCUGGGAUUUGCUAUGGACGCUGUGCAAAAUAUACCCUUUUUGAUAGCCAGAAAGAAACCAGAAAAUUAUCCUCUUGAAUGGUUUAUAACAGAUGAAAAAUCAAAAUUGUUUACACCUGAAGAAAUCUAUGAAAAGGAGGAUGAGAAACGAUUAGGAAGCGUUGCACCCAUUGUUGAAGAAAGUGUUGGAAAUUUGGAAAAUUUUAGUACUCGUUUGAAAAGCUUCUUACGUCUUAUUAAGAAAAAGUGCUCCUGGGAACUACUGCAAAAGCAGUUUGAAAAUAUUUUACAUUGUUCAUUUGAUAAAUUAAACGAAAAAGAAAGGAAAGAACUAGAGAUAUGCUGGUUGAGAACUUUGCGGUCGUUAAAUCAGGUUUACCCGAAUUUAAAUGAAGAAGAUAAGACUAAGUUUGAAGAUUAUUUUAUAAACAAUGUUAGCGUACAGCAAUCUAUCUUUGUUGACAACAAUUUGGUUAAUCCGUGUAAGGUUGCAAUGCGUUUAGACAAAGAUUGCUCUCCUUAUUUAUACAGAAUACCAGAUGGUGUAAAAGAUUGUCAUAGUUUACUUCUAUUAUGCGGAGUACGUGAAUCAUUCGAGAUCGAAGAUUUUGCAAACAGCUUGACCGAGCUAAAAAAUAACUCCGAAGACAAACCUCUGUGCGACAAAGACCUACUAGUAAGCUUGGCAUUAACUAAUAGUCUAUCAUCGCUUUUGGAAGUUAGCAAUAAAAGCCUAGAAGAAGUGGAAAAGACUAGUGGAACAAUCUAUGUACCCGAUAAUGAAGGAAUUCUGAGAGAAGGAAGAUCUCUUGUUGUUAAUGAUUGUCCUUGGAUGAAAGGGAUCAAUGGUUCAUUAGCUCACCCAAAAUUGUCUCAUUCGACGGCAGCUUUUUUAGGAGUAAGAACAACAAGGGGUGAAGCAGUAAGACGUUAUGCAAAGUCAUUGCCAUUUGGUCAGAAGGAAAAAUUCACAAGCUCUAUAAAGAGACUCAUCCGUAAUAUCCCAAAAGAUGAGAGAAUUUUGUAUGAACUCGUUCAAAAUGCUGAUGAUGCAAAAGCCACCGAAAUACAAAUAGUUCUAGAUUAUCGGAUGCAUCAAAGCAAGCUGGUAUUUGGAGAUGAAUGGCGUAAAUUACAAGGUCCAGCUCUUAUGGUGUUUAACAAUCAGCAAUUUACGGACAAAGACCUUUAUGGUAUCCAGCAGUUUGGUGAGGGUAGUAAAUUGGAAGAUCCAGACAGUUUCGGUCAAUAUGGUGUUGGAUUUAGCAGCGUCUAUCAUUUAACUGAUGUUCCUGUAUUAUUAACUAGCAUUGAAUGCAAGAAAACUUUGUGCGUUUUUGAUCCUCAUUGCCGUUAUAUACCAGGAUCAACAUCAAGUGAUCCAGGUCUUCGGUUUGAUGAUGUUGCAUCAGUUCAACACGAUUUCCCUGACGUUUUUGCACCUUUUAAACUUCUCGAUAAAGAGAAUGCCACAAUCUUCAGAUUCCCUUUAAGAACAGCUGAUAUGGCUCGAACUUCUAUAAUAUCAAAAGUAGAAACUACUGUUGAAGAAGUUCAAACAAUUAUCGAUAGAUUAAAGAAUAUAGCAACUGAUUUACUUCUCUUUGCAAAAAAUUUAAAGAAAAUUACUUUCUUUGAUAUUGCAGUUUCUGGGUAUAAAACUAAUGAAUAUAUUGUAAAGUCGUUUCUUAGUCCCGAGGACGAAAGACUUCGAAGUGACUAUUAUGAUAAAUAUCACAUUGGAGUCGCUGACUUGAAGCGCAACCCUUCGAAUAUAAAUAAAAUAGAAGUGGAACACGUUUGUUACAGUUUGAUGAUGAAAGAUAGCUUGGAAAGAGAACAAACUUGGUUUGUGUCACAAAGAUUUGGCUUUGGUACGAUGGUUCCGCAAAACAUUGAAGAAGCUUUCAUAAACGGAGAAUUGAAAAAGAUAAUACCGAGAGGCUCUCUGGCUUGUCUUUUAAAGAAAACUGUAAGGGGAGAAUUGGCUGUCCAAAGUGGUAAUCGUAAAAUAUUUUGCUUCCUGCCCCUACCGCUUUCAACCAGUCUUCCAGUACAUGUAAAUGCUCAUUUUGUUCUUGAGCAUGAAAACAGAUUAAACUUGGCAAAAGAAGGCUUGGGAGCAGAUUGGAAUCAAAUGCUUCAACGAUUCGUAUUAGCACCGUCUUAUAUUGAACUAAUCUCGUGUUUAAGGAUGAGAGGAUUGGGGCAUACAAUGAGUGAUAAUUUUGCGCUUGUCGUUCCAGGUUGUAGUAAAGCCUUGAUUGAGAGUUCAAUGAAGGCUUUCUAUGAAUUUUGGCCAAAAGCUUCUGAAGAUAAUAUUCUAAAUGAACUUGUUACAUCCUUCUAUGAACUAGUUAAGGAAGAGAAAUCUCCGUUCUUUCCUUGUGUUCAAAUUGCCGAUGAUGAACCAAAUCAAGCACCACAACAGUCGUUUAUAACGUGGCUCCCAGCCGUAGCAAAUUCAAUCGGAGGAAAGAAAGCAUAUUUUACCCAUGAUUCUGAAUCUCUUACUAGUAAUGAAGGAGUUCCAUCGUUCUUUGGCAGAGUUAGAUCUCUUUUCAAAUCAGCCGACAAUGCGAAAGUUCCAAAAACUAAAGAACAAAUAAUGAAAGAUGUUUUAAUAGAUUGUGGCCUACGUUUGGUUGCUACUCCGAAAUUUGUUUUGAGACAUCUACAAGAAGUAAAUGCUGACAUAGACUUUUACGAGCCCAGCGGUGUACUUACGUUUCUUUUUUCCUAUUCUUCUUUUACUGAAUCUUGCGAUAUAGGUGCUACUCUCCCUUGUCCAGUGAAUAAUACUAAAUUUAAAGAUAUUGAAACGAUUAAAGAACUCUCUGUAUACUGUUCAAGUGCUGAAUCGUUCUGGUACAGGUUGGACUGCGUUCCUCUACUUUUGACAGCAGAUAACAUAUUGAGGACUUUUGAUUCAGCGAAACCAGUAUUUAUUCCGACUUAUAUGGAGCUAUUACCUGGAUCCAAGUCAAUGUUCAUUCAUCCAAUACUUUGGGAUGCAGUUUAUAAAAGCUCUCCAAAGAACUUGCCUGUUAUUAAGCCCAUGAGUAUUAGCUUUGUAGCAGAUUUACUUGAUCUUCAACUUUCUAAAGAGAAAUUUUGCCAAGUGCAAGAUCCAGUAGAAUGGAAUGAUAUUCCAUCCAAGAAGUGGAUGACUACAUUAUGGAAUAUGAUUGGAGAAGAGACAUUGGAAACUAUGGAUCAGAUAACAGCAGCUGAUAUAAAUGAGUCUGGAAGCACGAGAAAAGAAAUAGCUAUGAAGAAAACUAUUUCUCCAUUAGAUUAUUGGGCUCUAAUUCCAGCUGAAGAAGGAGGCAAACAGAUACUAAUGCAACCAAGCAUGGCAAAGAACAUUGCUUUUGAUUUUAGACUAGACGAUACGCAGGGCCUAUCGAAUGCCCUAAAGAAAUUGAAUGUUCCCAAGCUAAAUUCAGGAGUCCUUAAACAGAACAUAGAAUAUGUUAGAAGUCUUAUAGCAUGCGAGGAUGAUGCUAGGAAUGUUUUGAAUAUUAUCUGUGAGAGAAAAGAUAGAAUUUCAAACCUCAAUCAGAGUGACACAAACAAUUUAUGUUCUUAUUUCGGUAGAAAAAAGAAGGAUCUGUUUUUAGAGGAAGAUGUUGAGAGAUUAAGAGAUUUACCUAUACAUUUAACGGCAGCAGGAGAAUUAGUUAGUCUAAGUGAUGCUUUUGUUUAUACUUUGCCUUCGCAAGUCCCUAGUGAUGAUACAGAAGUUUUCCAUAGUAAAACGGGUACAGUAUUCCUGAAAACUAAUCCCGAUUUGGAAGAGUUCCAUAAAACUAUUGGGGUAAGUGAGUUGUCUGAUUUGGAUGUCUAUCAAAACUUUAUACUUAAAAAUGUCGAAUUCUUGACCGACGAAGGAAGAAUGAAACAUUUAAAUUAUUUAUUCAAUCGUAUAAAGAAUCCAGAAAUAACCGACAAUGAUAAAUCAGAUUUAGUGAAAUUCUUAAUGGAUACACCGCUAUUCUAUCAUUCGGAAAAAGAGAGUAUGCAGAGGGUUUGCGAAUUUUACGAUGAAGAUGUAUCAAUUUUCAAAUGCCUACUCUCAGCAAGUAGCUUCUUGGCUUAUGAAAAUUUGAAACCUUUCUCUAAAAGUGAAUGGAAAGAAUUUCUUUUACUUUUAGGUUUAAAAAGUGAAAAUGACAUAGAUGAAAAGAUGAUUUUAGGUUUUGCUCGUGACAUAGAAGAAAAAUUCAAGAAUGGAGAAAAUGCUGAAAAAGCAUCCCUAACUUUCUGGGAAUAUAUUUACGAAAAAAUGAACAUUGAUAAGGUGGAAAAUAUUGGAUCUGAAUUGUCCAAAAUUGAAUGCGUUAGCACAACACCUAUUAAUAACGAUUUUAUUGAUCUCUUACCAAUUCCCUCUGAAAAUAAAUAUUCUUCUCUAAAUAAGUGCCUUCCGGUCAAGUUUAGCGACUGCUGUUGGACACAAGCAUCUUUUGUUCGUAAUUGGGCCAAUCCUAUCGAUACGAUAGAGGACAAAAUUAGAGCUAAGAGGCUUCAAAUUUCAUUGAAUUUCCAGGAAAAUCCAACUUGUAAAAUGGUCGUUAAUCAUUUAUUGAAAUUAAGUAAUGCCGUUGGAAAUAGACAAUUUUCAUUGAGUGAAAAGAAUCAUAUCUUAAAAUGCGUAUUCAGAGGUUGCUAUAGCUAUUUACAAGAACACUUACCAAACGAAGCUGAUAAUGAAAAAUUACUAAAGUUAUUGUUUGAAAACAAGAUUGUUUUCCUUGAAACACAUGUUACAAAAGCCAGGUGUACUUGUCUCGGCUUCAAUAACGUUGACGAUGAACUGAAUCACUUCAUACAUAAAAUACCACCGUCUUUCGGUGAAUUUUUAACCUUUUUUGAAAUGCUUGGUGCAACGGAAUGUCCCACUCCCAAUCAGUAUUCCUAUGGUUUAAAUGAGAUUGCAAAAUUGGAACUUCCUUUAACGCCUAAUGAAUUUAAAUUAGCUCUUAGAGCAACAAAAGGCUUACUACUCUCAAUUAAGAAAGGCGAGACAGAGUUGGAGGAGUUUCACCUUCCUUCCGAAGAUAUGGAAAUGAUACCUUCAAACCUACUGGUAUUUAAUGACACACCAGCAUUUUAUAAUAGGAUAAAUGGAUGUAAAGAAAUAAAAUUAUUAUCUGAUUUAACUCAGGUCAAUCUAACUCUUCACCAAACGCUAGAUUUGAUUAAAAAUGUGCCAGUAAAAGUUAGACCUAAACUUUUAAGCGACAGAGUGAGGGAAGUUUUAAUGGAGGAAGAGAGGAAAACUGCUACUAAAGAUUCGAAACUAGUCAAGUUUUUGUCGAAUCGUUUAAAGAGCGCAAAAUUCCACAUCGCGGUGGAACGUUUAAUAUAUCAUAAUUCUAUUCAAGCUGACUCAUCAAGAACAAAUGAAAUAUUACAUAACGUUGAUAUAAUGGCAGUAAAAAGAGUUCGAACUCAACUUAUGCUUGAUUCCAAAGUUGUAAAGGGAACUGAAAUAUCAAAAUGUUGUGUUUGGGAUUCGGGAAUGCUAUACAUCGAAAAUAAAGAAGAGUUUGAUAAACAGACUCUUAUCGAAAUAGUGCAUUAUCUGGCUGACACUAUAUUAGAGGGUGUACUCGGAAGUAGUUCACUUUACUUAGUGUCUUUGUUAACUGCAGAAAACGAUAAUGAAUUUGAAAUUCUACUAGAUGCAUUAAAUAUUAGAGUGAAACAGGUUGAUUCUUCAAAAACUAAUUCACCUUCAUCAAAAGUUCACAGUAAACAGGAAAAGUUUCUAAUGAAGAAAAAUGACUAUAGCAUAAACGAAAGCGUUGUUGUUAAUGUUGAUGGAGAGUAUAUGUUUGGUACUGUACAAAAUAUGUCAUCGGACGAAGUGUUUGUCAGUGUAGGAGAACAAACUGUAUGCCUUAAAUACUCUGAUUUAUACUUUAUUGAUCGUCUAUAA
Messenger RNA from Dimorphilus gyrociliatus, 12795 nucleotides. NCBI's taxonomy places the organism in Eukaryota, Metazoa, Annelida, Polychaeta, Dinophilidae. The record is from the annotation of a GenBank genome assembly.